Molecule: messenger RNA, 2153 nt
Organism: Artibeus jamaicensis (Jamaican fruit-eating bat)
Lineage: Eukaryota; Metazoa; Chordata; Mammalia; Chiroptera; Phyllostomidae
Gene: MLC1
Product: modulator of VRAC current 1
Exons: 12
Coding region: 208-1299 (363 amino acids)
Biological process (GO): regulation of response to osmotic stress
Cellular component (GO): plasma membrane; cytoplasmic vesicle; endoplasmic reticulum
Source: RefSeq, a predicted model, not a curated record
AGCCGGGCGGUGAGCACCAACGGACAGACGGACGGACAGGGUCUGACACUGGUUCCGUUACCACCCCCUUCGGUCCGAGCAAGACUUCUUUCACCAGAAGCACCUCAGUUUAACUGGAGCUUUCAGAGUGAUCCAAAACAGCGGCGGCGGCGCAGGGUCCCAGGCACAGCCGCCGUGGGCACCGAGCUCAGUGUCCACCCCGGCGCCAUGGCGCGGGAGGAGGCGUGCAGGGAGGAGCCCAGCUAUGACCGGAUGGCAACCCUGGAGCGGGGACGGCCCGACGUGGGGAGCUACGCGGAUGCCAAGCCCGGCGACCUGCAGCUGUCCUCGAGGCUGCCCCCCUGCUUCAGUCACAAGACGUGGGUCUUUUCCGUGCUGAUGGGGGGCUGCCUGCUGGUGACCUCGGGCUUUUCGCUGUACCUGGGAAACGUGUUUCCUUCCGAGAUGGACUACCUGCGCUGCGCCGCGGGUUCGUGCGUUCCCGCAGCCAUUGUGAGCUUCGCCGUUUCCAGGAGGAACGUCAGUGUGAUCCCCAGUUUCCAGAUGCUGUUCGUCUCUACGUUUGCUGUGACCACCACGUGCCUGAUCUGGUUCGGCUGCAAACUGGUCUUGAACCCGUCAGCAAUAGACAUAAACUUCAACCUGAUCCUGCUGCUGCUGCUGGAGCUGCUCAUGGCGGCCACUGUGAUUGUCUCCGCAAGGUCCAGCGAGGCGCCGGGCAGGCACAAGGGUCCUGUCUCUGACAGCAGCAGCAUGCUGUAUGAAGUGGCCUUUCCUGUGCGGGUCCUGAAAUCCUACUCAGUCAUUGAGGUGAUUGCCGGUGUCUCUGCAGUCCUGGGUGGGGUCAUUGCUCUGAAUGUAGAUGACGCCGUCUCCAGCCCGCACCUCUCGGUGACCUUCUUUUGGAUCUUAGUGGCCUGUUUUCCAAGCGCCAUCGCCAGUCACGUGACGGCAGAGUGUCCCAGCAGGUGUCUGGUGGAAGUGCUGAUGGCCAUCUGCAGCCUCUCGGCGCCAUUGCUGUUCACAGCCGCCGGGUACCUGACCUUCAGCGCGAGGAGGGUCAUGGAGGUGUUUGAAGAUCACCCGCCUGCCCUCAAGUCCCGGGACGUGCUCCUGCUGCUGCUGAUGCUGGAGCUGCUGCUGCAGGCGGGCCUGCACACGGGCACCGUCGUCCAGUGCGCCGGCUUCAAGGCGGCCGGCCCCCAGGAGCGCCCCGCCGCCCAGGUGGCCCGGACCCCCCUGAAGGAGUUUGACAAGGAGAAAGCCUGGAGAGCCGUGGUGGUGCAGAUGGCCCAGUGACGCUGUCGCCCCAGUGAUGGCUGUGCCCAGGUGCCCGUAGCCCCAAACUGCUACCUUGUAACCCCUUCCUGCGGUGAGGCCGCCGGCUGCCAGGUGGACUUUAAUUUCCAAACAGGCAAAUGCUGACCCAUCUGUCCCUGCGGGUCGGCCAGCUCGGUGCUGGGCGAGGAAGGGCCCUUGCUGGGGCUGGAUGCUGGCACCAGCUGCACCAGGUUUCCUGUCCAGCGGGAUCUGCGGCCGCUGUCUGCUCCGCCCCCACCUCACCCUGCUCCCGCCCCGGUUUCUGGGUGCAGACAGCUACAGGCUGGCUCGCCCACCCAGCCUUUCCGUUCUGAGUUCCAGACCGAGCCCCCGCCCAGCACCGUCUCCUGGACCAGGGCAGAUCUGCGUGCUCUGUCCUGUGUCCAGACCCCGAGACGCUGCUGCUCCCAGAGUGUGGAGGCAGGAGAGCCACACCUUUGUCCCUUCCAUGCCACGUUCCCCUGCCACCCCGCUGCCCUCUCUCUGCCCACCCAGCCACCGAGGAAGGCCCCCCUGCUCAGGGUGCUAAUCCACGCCCGGGCCACCCGUCUGCACUUGUCACGGGCCGGUUCCCACCCCUGAGCCCUUUGUCAACAAGCACACGGAGCUCAGCCACACACUGCAGCUGCUCAGCAACCUUUGAAGUGGGGCCGCAUCAACGGCUUUGAAAUGUGACCAGGUCGUGUCUCUGUGUCUCAAUGGCCCCGGUGACCUGGGCCGGGCGGAGCCUCUCCCUCCUGCGCUGUUGCCUCUGCUCCCCAGGCCAGACCUCGGCCAUCACCUGCAAGAUGCUCCACCCCAAAGUCCUCACCACCUGCUAACAAGUAGUUCGU